Messenger RNA from Haliotis rufescens (red abalone), 1591 nucleotides. RefSeq names its product glycoprotein 3-alpha-L-fucosyltransferase A-like. Lineage: Eukaryota; Metazoa; Mollusca; Gastropoda; Lepetellida; Haliotidae. The record is from RefSeq and is a predicted model, not a curated record. The transcript has 2 exons. Gene Ontology annotation, molecular function: alpha-(1->3)-fucosyltransferase activity. Gene Ontology annotation, cellular component: membrane. The coding region runs from base 82 to 1515 and encodes 477 amino acids.
ACCUCGUUUUGGAGUCUGACUUUGGGGUCGUGCAUAAAUAUUAAGAGAGGUCUAUUGUGGCAUAGAACUCGAGGAAGCAGGAUGUGUACCAAGUACAUUCACAGGUGUGGCUCAAAGAUAAUGAAGCAACUCUCCCUCCGAUUUCUGUUUGCCUUGGUGCUCAGCUGUAUGCUGGUAAUAUACUUUACCAGGGAUAUGAUUGGAAACAAAGAUUCUUCUCCACUCAUCCCUGAUUGGGGAAAGCAGGGAAAGAAUGUAUUGCGUUCUGGGAUUAAACUGACUGACCGAAGUAAACAGCAUAUCAGCUCUCAUGAUAGUUCACUUUCGCUGAAUUCCUUGCAGAGUCAUCUGUCCGGCGGUACCAUUAUCUCUUCUGGGUACAGCGCUGGUUAUAGAACCAUGCCGGCCAUUCAUCUGAGUGAUGGUGAAGUGAGGAGUUUGAAACUGUUGCGAAGGCUACAUGUUAUAGAAGAAGCCACUGUUCCUGUUUCUCUAGAUACUAAAGUUAUUCUAUGGUAUGUCCCAACGAGAUAUCACCCAGUUUUAUCUCAACUUCACAAGCUUCGCCAUUGUCCGGAAGUUAAGUGUCGAGUGACAACAAACAGGGCAUUUUAUAAUCAAAGUGACGCUCUUGUGUUCACUGCACAGCUUAUUCGAGAUUAUAAACCUCCUCCUAAACUACCGAAUCAAGUAUGGCUUCUACAUAAUCACGAAUCCCCUCACCUCUGGGCUAGACAUAUGAAUCUUUACAAUGAACACUGGAAAGACACUUUCAACUGGACAAUGGACUACCGAGAAGAUGCCGAUGUAAGAGCUCCAUAUGGAUAUUUCGAAAGAGACAAAAAUGGCAUGUUUCAUAAAAGGACAGUAUCUUUGUCAAAAAAUUACACAAAUAUUUUGGCAUCAAAGAAAGGUGUUGUUGCCUGGCUGGUGAGUAAUUGCCACACUAUGAGCCUACGCCAUAAAUAUGUUGCGGAGUUGAACAAAUAUGUCAGGGUCGAUAUAUUUGGCGAAUGUGGUUCGAAGACAUGUGCAAGAUUAAAUGAUAGCUCUUGUCUUGAAACAAUUGGAACAGAGUAUAAGUUCUACCUCGCCUUUGAAAACGCUUUCUGCAAAGAUUAUAUUACAGAAAAAUUCUUUCGUUAUUACAACGCAAACAUGAUAGUGAUUGUUCGGGGAGGAGGAGAUUACAGAAGCGUAGCUCCAGAGGGAACCUUUUUGAACGCAGCAGAUUUUGAAUCGCCCAAGGCACUGGCAAAUCACAUCAAUAUGUUGGAUAAGAAUGACGAGGAAUAUAUUCAACUCGUUCGUCUCAAAGACCAAUAUGAACCCAUUUUUGAAGAAUGGCCUAUUGUACAGAAUGGAGUCAUAACCUAUAUGGCAUAUCACAGUGAUGCCAGAGCAAUGUGUGAAAUAUGUGAUAGGCUGUGGAACAAGGACAAGUAUAGGAAAGCAUACACGGACGUAGGAGUGUGGUUCAAGAAAGGAUUGUGUUAUUAUCCAAAAGACGUUUAGUUGAACUAAGUCAAUAGUUUCAUCACACUUAAAGCAGUGAUUUUAAUUAAGUAAAUAAAGUAUGUAGGGAAGUUGG